Ziziphus jujuba (common jujube) is the source of this 3042-nucleotide messenger RNA. RefSeq names its product TMV resistance protein N-like. Gene Ontology annotation, molecular function: ADP binding. NCBI's taxonomy places the organism in Eukaryota, Viridiplantae, Streptophyta, Magnoliopsida, Rosales, Rhamnaceae. The transcript has 6 exons. Bases 1 to 3042 code for a protein of 1013 amino acids. Gene Ontology annotation, biological process: defense response; signal transduction. The record is from RefSeq and is a predicted model, not a curated record.
AUGGCUUCUUCUUCUUCUUCUCAAGGAAAGCAUGAUGCGUUUCUUAGUUUCAGAGGUGAAGACACCCGCUAUGGCUUUACUAGCAAUCUGUAUCGUGCUUUGCGUGAAAAGAAUAUCCAAACCUACAUGGAUGAUCAAAAACUUGAAAGCGGCCAGGAAAUCUCACCACAACUUAUGAAAGCCAUUAGAGAAUCAAAGAUUUGGAUAAUAAUUUUCUCCAAAGACUUUGCUUCUUCCACAUGGUGUCUAGAUGAAGUGGUGAAAAUACUUGAAUGCAAGAGUGAUGGAAAUGUCAUACCCAUUUUUUAUGAAAUAGAACCAUCCAUUGUAAGGAAACAGGAAGAUAGUUAUGGUGUAGCAUUUGCUAAACACGAACAUCGUUUUAAGGAUAGAAUGGACAAGGUGCAACAGUGGAGGGAUGCUCUGAAAGAAGUGGCUGCUUUGAGCGGUUAUGAUUCGAAGAAUUUUAGGCCUGAGUAUAUGCUAGUUCAAAAAAUUGUUGAAGAUGUUUUAUUGAAAUUGCCUAAAUACCAUUUAACAAAUGAUAAUUUCAAGGGGAGCCUCAUUGGGAUUGAAGAGCGUAUCAUGGAAAUUGAAUUAUUAUUUUGCUCAAUGGAUGUUCGCAUCAUAGGUAUUUGGGGCAUGGGAGGUAUCGGUAAGACCACCCUUGCUAGUAUGGCAUUUCAAAAAUUUUCAUGUUCUCCUUUUGAUGGUUAUUGCUUUCUUAAGGAUGUAAGGGAAGAAUCCGAAAGACAUGGAAUAAAUCAUUUGAGAAAUAAACUUCUAUCUGUGUUAUUAAAGGAUGACACUAUUAUAAACACAGACACUCCAUUUGUAGUAUCAACUUUCAUUCAAGACAGAUUUCAUCAUAAAAAGGUCCUUGUUGUUUUAGAUGAUGUGGAUUCAGUAUCCACAUUACAAUAUUUACUUGACGGGUUUGACCAUUUUGUUGAUGGAAGUAGAAUCAUUGUCACAUCUAGAGAUGUCCAACUGCUUAGGACAAUGGCUGAUAAAAUCUAUGAGGUUAAGAGAUUAAAUGAUUUUGAAGCUCUUGAGCUCUUCCGCUUGCAUGCUUUUAGAAAAAAUUCUGAUCUUGUAGCAGAUUAUGAAACUUUAUCAAAAGAAGUGGCAAAUUAUGCGGAUGGCAAUCCAUUAGCUCUUAAAGUUUUGGGUUCUUUAGUUUACUCCAAAAGCAAAAAAGAAUGGGAAAGUGCAUUAGGUAAGCUGCAAAUAGGUCCAAAUAAGGACAUUCAAAAAGUGUUGAAAAUAAGUUUUGAUGGAUUAGGCGACAAAGGCAUCCAGGAUAUAUUUCUUGACAUUGCAUGCUUCUUUAAUGAUGAAGUUGAUAGAGAACAUGUAGAAAGCAUAUUACAUCGAAGUGAGCAUUCUGAUGCAACGAUUGGAAUAAGUGUUCUCAUUGAUAAGUCCUUAAUAGUUGAAUAUCAAAAAAGAUUGUCCAUGCAUGCUUUACUACGACAAAUGGGUAAGGCCAUUGUUUGUGAUGAAAACAAAGAACCAGGAAAUCGUAGUAGAUUGUGGAUUGCCAAGGAUGUUUGCCAUGUACUUGAAAGAAAUACGGGAAGCUCUGAAAUGGAAGGCAUGUUAUUAAGUCAGUCGGAGCUUAAAAAGGAUUUAAAUGUGAGGUCUACAGCAUUCUCAAAAAUGCAUCAUCUAAGAUUUCUUAGAAUGCAUUUUGAUGAAAGAUUUGAUUAUAGAGCCUUACUCCUAAAAAAAGAAUUGUGCAAAGAAAUAUAUCUUCCUUCGGAAGAGAAUCUUGUUGAACUUGUUAUGCGUGGCAGCCAACUUGUGGAGAUAGAUUGGAAUGAAAACCAGCCCAUUGGGAAGUUAAAGAAGUUGGAUCUUAGUCAUUCUCAGCACCUUAUUGGAAUACCAAAUUUGAGUGGGGCUAUAAGUCUUGAAACCUUAAAUCUUGAAGGUUGUAAAAGAUUGGUUAAAGUUCCUUCAUAUUUAAAAAAUCUGGACAAGCUUCAAUGUCUAGAUUUGAGUGAUUGCCAGAAUCUGAAAGAUGGCAUAGAAUAUCUUCCAUUAAAUAUAAGGAACUUAAGAUUGGGCGGGACAGCAAUAGAGGAAGUGCCAUCAUCAAUUGGGUGUCUUUUGGGUCUCUUAUAUUUAGUUUUGAAAAAUUGCAAAAGACUUAAAAGUCAACCAGAAAAUAUUUGGAAGUUGGAACAUCUGAAAUAUCUAGAUCUUGGCGAUUGCCUAAACCUAGAAAAGCUUCCAGAAAUCUCGAAUGAUCGUAUAAGUUCAUCUCUACGAAAUUUGAGUAUAAGUGGUUGUAAGAGAUUGAAAUCAAUAACAGAGCUUCCAUCAUCUUUAACAAUUUUAUCUGCAUAUAACUGCUCAUCGCUGCAGACCAUAUCAAGCUGGAGGACUCCAACAGCACAAGAUUUAUUGGGUGAAGAAUGUUGCGUUCAUGCUUCUGAUCGCCAAGAUAAAAAAAAACGACACAAAGGGUACGAGUAUAGGUUUGACAAUUGUUUAAAAUUGGAUCACAACACGCGCAACAACCUAAUUGCUUAUGGUGCGCAUCGGAGAAUUUUGUGUGCUGCUCAGGAUAUUGAUGAUAUUUCCUUUAUUAAAACGGUGUAUCCAGGGGAUGAAAUCCCAGAGUGGUUCAGCUAUCAAACAGAUGGUGGGAACUCAAUCCAAAUCCGGCUUCCUCCUAAUUGGUUUGAUGUUAGUGAUCCAUAUUUCAAAAUCGCAUUUUGUGCUGCUUUUGUGUUAAAUAAAUCUGGGCCGCUAACUUAUAUCGAAUUCGAGUUCGAUUUCAAGACCAACAAGAUCAACGGUAAUGAGCAUGUUUACAAUCACAAUGAUUGUUGGUCGCAUCUAGCAAUUACCAAUCCAAAUGAUCAUCACGUCUUCAUAAGUUACCAGACCAUCGAUUUGAGACGUGUAUUUGGGGAAAACUGGUCCUCUUUUUGUAGCAAUGUCACCAAGGCUUCUUUCCGUGUGUUUAUUUGGGGAGCAAAUGUCAUCACUUGGAAGAUCAAUAAGUGUGGUUUCGAGUUGUUAAAAUAA